GGUGCUUUGCUCCUCACCUGUCUGAGCUCAGGCUGCUUUUCUCCCCCCAGGUGAACACCCUGUCCCAGCAGCUGAGCGCCGAGUUCACGGAGGUCAUGAACGAGAUCUGGGCCAACGAGGCCGUGAGGAGCGCCGUGCUCAUCUCCUCCAAGCCGGGCUGCUUCAUCGCCGGGGCAGAUCUCAACAUGCUGGAAGCCUGCAAGACCGCUCAGGAAGUGACUCAGCUCUCUCAGGACGGACAGAAGAUGCUGGAAAAAAUCGAGCAUUCUCCAAAGCCUGUCGUUGCUGCCAUCAGUGGCAGCUGCCUGGGAGGAGGCCUGGAGGUCGCCAUCGCCUGUCACUACAGAGUGGCAACAAAGGACAAGAAAACGGUCUUGGCCACUCCUGAGGUGCUGCUGGGCCUGCUGCCCGGAGCAGGGGGCACCCAGAGGCUACCAAAGAUGGUGGGACUCCCCGCUGCCUUCGACAUGAUGCUGACCGGGAGGAACAUCCGCGCCGACAGAGCCAAGAAGAUGGGGCUGGUGGACCAGGUGGUGGAACCCCUAGGGCCGGGUGUGAAGACUCCGGAGGUGCGGACGAUGGAAUACCUGGAGGAGGUGGCCAUUGGCUUUGCCAGGGGCCUGGCCAACAAGACUGUGUCUGCCAAAAGGUCCAAGGGGCUGAUGCAGAAGCUCACAGACUAUGCCAUGGCCCUGCCCUUCGUCAGGCAGCAGGUUUACAAGACGGUGGAGAGCAAAGUUCAGAAGCAAACCAAAGGGCUCUACCCCGCUCCCCUGAAGAUCAUCGAGGUUGUGAAGACGGGUCUGGAUCAGGGCCGUGACGCCGGAUACCUCAUGGAAUCCCAGAACUUUGGCCAACUUGCACUGACCAAGGAAUCCAAGGCGCUGAUGGGGCUCUACCACGGGCAGGUGCACUGCAAGAAGAACAAGUUUGGGGCCCCUCAGCGAGAGGUCAAGACCCUGGCUGUGCUGGGAGCAGGGCUCAUGGGGGCCGGGAUCGCCCAGGUCUCCGUGGAUAAGGGCAUGAAGACCAUUCUGAAGGACACGACACAGAAGGGCCUGGACAGGGGCCAGCAGCAGGUCUACAAGGGGCUCAGCAGCAAGGUCAAGAAGAAGAGCCUGACAUCGUUUGAGAGGGACUCCAUCCUCAGCAACCUGCUGGGCCAGCUGGACUACAAGGGCUUUGAGAAGGCAGACAUGGUCAUCGAGGCCGUGUUCGAGGACAUCAACGUCAAGCACAAAGUGCUGAAGGAGGUGGAGGCCGUGAUCCCUCCUCACUGCAUCUUUGCCAGCAACACCUCUGCCCUGCCCAUCAGCCAGAUUGCUGCUGCCAGCAAGAGGCCUGAGAAGGUCAUUGGGAUGCACUACUUCUCCCCGGUGGAUAAGAUGCAGCUGCUGGAAAUCAUCACCACAGACAAAACCUCCCAGGACACGGCGGCUUCCGCCGUUGCUGUUGGCCUCAAACAGGGCAAAGUCGUCAUCGUGGUGAAGGAUGGGCCUGGAUUCUACACCACCAGGUGCCUGGGGCCGAUGCUGUCGGAGGUGGUCCGAGUCCUCCAGGAGGGCAUUGACCCAAAGAAGGUAGAUGCCAUCUCCACAGCCUUCGGGUUCCCGGUGGGAGCCGCCACGCUGAUCGACGAGGUGGGCGUGGACGUGGCCACGCAUGUGGCCGAGGACCUGGGCAAGGCCUUUGGGGAGCGCUUCGGGGGAGGCAGCAUCGACCUCUUCAAGCUCAUGGUGCAGAAGGGCUUCUUAGGUCGCAAGGCAGGGAAAGGCUUUUAUGUUUACCAGGAGGGAGUGAAGAACAGGAGUGUGAAUUCCGGCAUGGAUGAGAUCCUGGCACAGUUCAAGGUGCCGGCGAAUCCUGAUGUCUGCUCGGAAGAGGACAUCCAGCUGCGCCUGGUGACGCGCUUCGUGAACGAGGCGGCGCUGUGCCUGCAGGAGGGCAUCCUCAGCAACCCCAUCGAGGGAGACAUCGGCGCCGUCUUCGGCCUGGGCUUCCCACCCUGCCUGGGAGGUCCCUUCAGGUUCGCCGACUCCUAUGGAGCCCGGCAGCUGGUGGACAAGCUGCGCAAGUACGAGGCCGUCUAUGGCAGCCAGUUCACGCCGUGCCAGCUGCUGCUGGACCACGCCAACAACCCCAGCAAGAAAUUCCACCAGUGAGGGACCCGGUGACGCGCCCACAGCUCCCCGGGGCUGCGCGGCGUUCCGGGACACCCCAUUGUGUUCCGGGACACCCCAUUGUCCGUAGGUUAAUCUCCAAAGCCCCGGGGGAGGAAGGGGAGGAGGGAGGGGGGCACCGGGCUGCCUCAUGGCUUGUAGUCAUUUCAAGUGCCUUAUCAGCCACUGUGUGUUGGGCACCUCCGUCCCGUGCCAGCCUGGGCCAGCCUCUCCGUGCUGGGGAGGGGAUUUCUGCUGCCUUCGCCUCCAUGCUGCGGCCUCCAGGGCUCCCAGUCUGGCCAGUAGCAUCCAGCACGUGGCUGGAGCCGAGGCCUUGCCUUUCCAUAAACAUCUACCAAAAUAAAGCCCCGUCUCCUGGGUUUGGACUCCA
Messenger RNA from Corapipo altera (White-ruffed manakin), 2550 nucleotides. It is a transcript of the gene HADHA, whose product is annotated as hydroxyacyl-CoA dehydrogenase trifunctional multienzyme complex subunit alpha. Gene Ontology annotation, cellular component: mitochondrial fatty acid beta-oxidation multienzyme complex; mitochondrion. The transcript is spliced from 17 exons. Gene Ontology annotation, biological process: fatty acid beta-oxidation. The record is from RefSeq and is a predicted model, not a curated record. NCBI's taxonomy places the organism in Eukaryota, Metazoa, Chordata, Aves, Passeriformes, Pipridae. Gene Ontology annotation, molecular function: long-chain (3S)-3-hydroxyacyl-CoA dehydrogenase (NAD+) activity; NAD+ binding; enoyl-CoA hydratase activity. The annotation marks the transcript as partial.